Molecule: messenger RNA, 1254 nt
Organism: Prunus armeniaca (apricot)
Lineage: Eukaryota; Viridiplantae; Streptophyta; Magnoliopsida; Rosales; Rosaceae
Source: the annotation of a GenBank genome assembly
AUGGAGCGCGUGAGCUCAUGGAUGUUGGUGGUGAUGGUGAUGGUUAUGGCGGUGAGGGCAGAGCGAAAUAUUAACAGGUCGGGAGGGGUAUAUUGGUCCACUGCAGAAGAGGAGGCUCUGGCUCAGACUCAGACUAAGGCUCGGGACGACGACACCGCCGUUGCCGACCUGGACGCCGACGGCGGAUUCUCCUCGCUCGAAGGAAUGUUGCAGUGGGCCAUAGGUCAUUCCGAUCCCGUUCAAUUGAAAGAAACGGCGCAAGAUGUUGAUAAAUUGUCUCCUACCGACCUGAGCAACCGUCAGGUCGAGAUAAAGCAGCUCAUGGACGAGCUGAAGACGCCGUCUGCUGCGCAGUUGAUGCAGGUUGCGAUAAAUGACUUGAGCAAUUCGUCUUUGUCUCUGGAAGAUCGGCACCGCGCGCUGGAGGAGCUUCUGAUACUUGUGGAGCCAAUUGAUAAUGCAAAUGAUUUGAACAAACUUGGGGGGCUUGUUGUGGUUAUACGAGAGCUUGAUCAUUCUGAUGCAGAUACAAGGAAAAUGGCUGCAUGGGUGCUUGGGAAGGCCAGUCAAAAUAACCCAAUUGUCCAGAGGCAGGUUCUGGAACUUGGGGCACUGUCCAAGCUAAUGAAGAUGGUGAAAUCUGACUUUUCUGAAGAAGCCACAAAAGCGUUGUAUGCUGUUUCGGCCUUGAUCCGAAACAAUGUAGCUGGCCAAGAGUUGUUCUAUGAGGAAGCUGGGCAUUUACUCCUUCAGAACAUUAUGAGUGAAUCAAGCAUUGAUAUCAGACUUCGUAGAAAAGCUGUGUUCCUUCUGGGUGAUCUUUCUGAGUGUCAAUUGGAAAAUAGGGGGAAGGAUGAGCUACCCUUUUUCAGUAGUCGCAUUUUCUUGAAGUCUCUGGUUGAUCUAACAUCAUCCGCUGACCUUGAUCUGCAAGAGAAGGCGCUUGUUGCACUUAAGAAUCUUCUGCAACUCAAGACAACUGAAGCUCUGGUUUUUAAGGACUUUUGUGGGUUGGAUGGUGCAUUGGAGAGAUUGAGGCAGCGGCUGCAGGAUUUAAUGGUAGAGGAAGAGCACAGGGAUUAUGUGAUGGAUGUGGAAAGACUCCGGAGUGAAGUGCAGCAGAUUUUUGAUAGAAAGCUGGAAAAGGUGGCUACUGGACUAAGUGGUAACACGGCGAGUUCCCACAUGAUGGGAAUGCGAUCCUUCGCCAACAUUACUUACUUGGAGACGUCUGUUACUCUUGUGUUUAUGUGA